AUGGAGGACGAGAAAGGGAAAGUAAAGAAGAAGCCUACUGCCCAUCGAAAGUCUCUCUCCUGUGAAUAUUGUAGUCGCUCCUUUGCUCGUUUGGAGCAUUUGCAGCGUCAUCUACGAACCCCAGAUACUAAAGAGAAGCCCUUUUCAUGUGACAUAUGCUCCAAAUCUUUUGCCCGGAGUGAUCUACUUGUGCGACAUGAACGCUUGGUCCAUCCUGCCGAGAGUGCCGCCAGUCGAGAACAACGGACAAAUUCCAGCAAUGAGAGCAAUCAUGAAAUUCCAAUCCAGUCGAAUAUAGUUCAACCCCAUCACGAAUCGCGCAUGCUCGAAUUGGCCGAUGCCAUUCCAGUCCAUACCCAUACACAAGUACCUCAAGGCCCCGAGGUACAGAUACAACCUCCAAUAUUAGAGACCACACACUUCAAUCCAUCCUGGGGCUACGAUUUGAAUCUACUGUCGCACGCUGCAAGCCAUGUCGCUUUGGAAGGUCAGCAGGAAAAUCUGGAAUCCAUUCGAAAACCAACCCACUCAGCUGCUACUCCAUCCCAGUCCUUUUCUCACGCGCAGGAGAGAGCUAUCACCGACAAUUAUGGCUUAGAACCUUCAAUCCUAGACCUCACCGAUCUGGGCGAUCCAGUUCAAGAUUUCACUGUUUUCUUGGAAAGUGUAGGCCUUUCGUCUGAUUGGGACUCUGGAGUGUUCUCGUCUGUUGAAGACCCAAUGCUGCCACCAAGCUUAUCAGUGGAUUCAAAACAACAAGCUCGGGACUCGGCAAGGCUGGGUGGUGAUCUAAUGAGUGAUCCACGGGUACCGGCCGAUGAACAACCGUCCUUCUCCAAUUUCGGCUCUCGGCUACCUUCUCUACAACCAGAAUCUCACGAAAUUGAGGAUCGUAUUGGUCUAUCAGAUGAAGGGCCCAGGCCCGCAUGGGAUAUUACUAAUGCUGAUCGCCAAAUGUUUGUCCAGAAGCUCGAAGAGUUCUCCUUUGUUCUCCCCAAAGGAUUUGUUCCACCUUCUCGGCAUGCACUAUCUCGGUUCUUUGCUGGAUACAUCAACGGCUUGAACGAGCAUCUCCCUUUUUUACACGUCCCCACUCUUUCUAUCGCCAGAUGCUCGCCGGAACUCACCCUGGCCACGGCAGCGGCCGGCUCGCACUACCGGUUUGAAUCUAGUCGUGGCAUUGAACUUUUCCAUGCGGCCAAAGCCAUCCUGUUAGAGCGACUUCGUCGGAGAGACAGCAGACAGGUGCCACAGCCAUCAUGGAAUUACAUCUCUCCUCCAUCUGGAUUUAACUCGCAGGGGUCACCGAUGAUCUCGAACCCAGCAAGCAGUCCAUUCCAAAAUCAGAACCCUCCCAUAAACGCAUCAAUAUACACAUUAGAUGAUUCCGACGCCCAUAUGGAGGUGAUACGGACUUUCCUGUUGCUCACCGUAUUUGCAUCUUGGGAGAGACAUCCGGAGCUCUUGCGGGAGAUUCUCUCGCUUCAAAGCACAUUGGCUCGGCUAGUUCGAGAACACGGCUUAUCAGAACCAAUGCCAACUCCAGAUCCUAUUAGCUGGGAAGAAUGGAUACGAAGAGAGGGGAACAGACGAACAAAGCUCAUUGUAUACUGUUUCUUUAAUCUUCACUCAAUCAUGUACAAUAUCCCUCCUCUUAUCCUGAAUGGGGAGUUGAAGUUGAACAUGCCUUGCUCUCACGAUCUCUGGAAGGCGAAUAGCGCAUCCCACUGGCGGCGACUUCACCGCAGUCGGCAAGACUCUUCUGAUAUUCCCUUUCAAGACGCAUUUGCUCGACUAUUCAUGAGGUUCUCCAGCUCUUUCUCAUUCCCAUCCGCCCCUAUCUCCCCCCUUGGCAACUACAUUCUUAUUCACGCCGUGAUACAACAAAUUUUCUUUGCUCGUCAACUCUGCUUAUCUGCCCCAAACAUGCAGGGCACCAGUUUGAGACACGAAGAUCUCAAUGCCUUGGACAAUUCACUGAGCGCCUGGAAGGCACUGUGGAAACGCUCGCCUGAGUCCAGUAUUGAUCCUCAGAACCCAGCGGGCCCAAUUGCAUUUACCUCGACGGCACUCUUAGGUCUCGCUUAUAUCAGACUUCAUGUCGACCUCGGUCCCUGUCGUCACCUUGUCACCCAAGAUCCAUUAAAGAUAGCCGUUGCUAUAGCCGAAUCACCACCCAUCGUCCGCAGUCCACGACUGAUCAUGGCACUGCUUCACUCCGCCCAUGCACUAUCUAUUCCAGUACGGCUGGGCAUUGACUUUGUGGCCAGGACGCAUUCUUUCUUCUGGAGUAUCCAACACUCGCUCUGCAGUUUGGAAUGCGCGUUCCUACUCAGCCAGUGGCUGUUAGCCAUUCCUACCACACAGCCAGAACAGAGACUAUCAGAACAUGAGCGAAAACUUCUCUUCUGGAUCAAAAGCAUGAUAGAUGAAACUGAAAUGGCAGUUGAUCCUCCCGGGGCACCUAACUUGGAGUUUAUGGCGAACCCAUACAAGGUGCGACAGCUAAGUGUUGCAAUUGUUCGUGUUUGGGCCCGAACUUUCAAGGGAAACACCAGCUGGGCAAUCGUGGAUCUCAUCGGGUUAAGUCUAGACGCUUAUGCCGAUCUUCUCGAAAGCUGA
Penicillium taxi is the source of this 2622-nucleotide messenger RNA. RefSeq lists its product as uncharacterized. Bases 1 to 2622 code for a protein of 873 amino acids. Gene Ontology annotation, biological process: regulation of transcription by RNA polymerase II; DNA-templated transcription. The transcript is spliced from 3 exons. The record is from RefSeq and is a predicted model, not a curated record. Gene Ontology annotation, cellular component: chromatin. NCBI's taxonomy places the organism in Eukaryota, Fungi, Ascomycota, Eurotiomycetes, Eurotiales, Aspergillaceae. Gene Ontology annotation, molecular function: RNA polymerase II cis-regulatory region sequence-specific DNA binding; zinc ion binding; DNA-binding transcription factor activity, RNA polymerase II-specific.